AUGCGUGCCCUCCACGCAUGGGCCCGUCGCCUCGGCAUCGCAAGAGCAACUCGACUGCCGACGAUGCGGAUGACGGCUUUCCUUGUCCGAGCCUCGCUCGGUGGCAGUCUCGGCCUGCACGCCUACGGCCAUCGUCUGGCCGAUUGUCCGGCGCAUCGCGUGAUGCACUGUCCAGAACCCUCGGUUCACGUCGUCGUCUGCCAUCAGCCCGCCAUCCUGAGCACCGUCAUUGCGUCCGAGACGAUCCUCACCAUCGGCGACCAAACCAUUGUCGUCAACGAAUGCCCGACCACCCUGGUCACCGAAAUCACCCUGACGGAGACGACGACGCAAUUCAUUGCUACGGCGAGUGGGGAAGCCAAACUCACCGGCAAUACACGCCAUGCGACGCAGAUGUCGUCUCUUGACAUCUCCAGCUCUCUACGCUCGGGUCGGUCAACGACGCAAUGGUUGAGGGAAUCGUCUACCGUCACGAGCACCACCAGGGACGGAGGCAAGCAGACACGUACGAGGACCUCUGACCUGACGACUCGUGUGACAUUUACAAGUGAAACGGCAGCCUCGAGCGGCCCAUCUCGUGGCAGCACGUCGGCUCGAGGGAGAAGUACCGUCACAUCGGCUACGUUGGGCACUUCUACCGCCAUAACCACCAGCGGAAAGGCGACGGCAGACACGGGCAAGGAUGAAGGUCAAACGCGAACCAGAGCGACGAGUGAGACGACCAGUGCCGCCAGCGACACCUUGUCCACGGGCGGGCAAGCAUCGACUCGCCAAACGACGAGGGCAUCCUCUACGAGGGACACGUCGACUGCAGAAGGAAUUUCCAAUACCGGCGCUACAUCUACUGCUGCUGCUACCGGCACCACUGUCACGACAGAGGCGUCAUCUACGAGGGAAACAUCCACGGCAGCAGGAAUGUCGAGCACCGGGGCAGCAUCUACUGCUGCUGGCACCUCUCUUACAACAGGGGCGUCGUCUACAAGGGGAACAUCUACAGCAGAAGGAACGUCGAGCACCGGGGCAGCAUCUACUGCUGCUGGCACCUCUCUUACAACAGGGGCGUCGUCUACAAGGGGAACAUCUACAGCAGCAGGAACGUCGAGCACCGGGGCAGCAUCUACUGCUGCUGGCACCUCUCUUACAACAGGGGCGUCGUCUACAAGGGGAACAUCUACAGCAGCAGGAACGUCGAGCACCGGGGCAGCAUCUACUGCUGCUGGCACCUCUCUUACAACAGGGGCGUCGUCUACAAGGGGAACAUCUACAGCAGCAGGAACGUCGAGCACCGGGGCAGCAUCUACUGCUGCUGGCACCUCUCUUACAACAGGGGCGUCGUCUACAAGGGGAACAUCUACAGCAGCAGGAACGUCGAGCACCGGGGCAGCAUCUACUGCUGCUGGCACCUCUCUUACAACAGGGGCGUCGUCUACAAGGGGAACAUCUACAGCAGCAGGAACGUCGAGCACCGGGGCAGCAUCUACUGCUGCUGGCACCUCUCUUACAACAGGGGCGUCAUCAACAACGGACACAUCCACUACUGCAGGAACGUCGAGCACUGGGGCAACAUCUGCUGCUACUGGCACCUCUGUCACGACAGGAGCCACUACAGCAGGAACAUCGAGCACUGAGGCAACAUCUGCUGCUACCGGCACCUCUGUUACAACAGGAGCGUCAACUACAGUAGAUACAUCCACUACAGCAGUAAUAUCGAGCACCGAGGCAACAUCUACUACUGCUGGUGCCUCUGUCACGACAGGGGCGUCGACUACAGUGGAAGCAUCCACUACAGCAGGAACAUCGAGCACUGAGGCAACAUCUACUGCUACCGGUACCUCUGUUACAACAGGAGCAUCAACUACAAUAGAUACAUCAACUACAGUAGAUACAUCAACUACAAUAGAUACAUCAACUACAGUAGAUACAUCAACUACAAUAGAUACAUCCACUGCAGCAGGAAUAUCGAGCACCGAGGCAACAUCUACUGCUGCUAGUACCUCUGUCACGACAGGGGCGUCGACUACAGCGGAAGCAUCCACGACAGCAGGAACGUCGAGCACCGGGGUAACAUCUGUGGCUACCGGCACCACUGUCUCGACGGGAAUGUCAUCUCCAAUAAUCACCUCGGCCACAACAGCAACGGCUACCGCGACAGAGUCAUCCACGUCGGCUACGAGCAGCCCCACGCUGGACCCCCUGGCCUGCCCUGCGCCGUUUUGUCCUAGCGGAGGCGUGCCUUUUGAUGUUUACCGCAACCUCAACGGCGUUCCGGGUGAAACCUACGGCCUGGGCCUCUCUCCAGAUUACUACUUCUCGCUAUCGCCUCUGGCCUCUGGCUUCACGGAUACCUUGAGCAUCCCGUUUUUCAACCCCGGCCCGGUCGACUAUACGACAACGAGAACUUAUGGCGGCGUUAGCUUUCCAGCCUACAACUUUACCCUCGUUGCGUACGGCUACUUUUACGCCAAUGUGUCCGGACAGUAUACCUUUUGCAGUGGAGCUUCCGGGAACUGCGACGACAUAGACAACCUUUACUUUGGAUCCCAGGCUGCCUUUCCUUGCGGCACGCCGUCGAUGCCCAACCCGGAGCAGUCGUCGAUUCUAGCGUGCCAAUUCUUCACGCCAGAGUCCUGCACUGGCAUCGAGUUGACGGCGGGGAACUAUUAUCCCAUCCGCUCCGUCUAUGGAAAUCUCGGCUUGAUUUCUAGCCUUCAAAUUUUGAUAACAUAUCCCGGAGGGACUUCGCAAGAGAUUCCGCCAGAUGCUCUUUUCCCCAUCGAAUGCUUUACUUGA
Messenger RNA from Drechmeria coniospora, 2790 nucleotides. RefSeq lists its product as uncharacterized. Lineage: Eukaryota; Fungi; Ascomycota; Sordariomycetes; Hypocreales; Ophiocordycipitaceae. The transcript has 2 exons. Bases 1 to 2790 code for a protein of 929 amino acids. The record is from RefSeq and is a predicted model, not a curated record.